Messenger RNA from Limulus polyphemus (Atlantic horseshoe crab), 1066 nucleotides. Its product is annotated as protein spitz-like. The transcript is spliced from 7 exons. NCBI's taxonomy places the organism in Eukaryota, Metazoa, Arthropoda, Merostomata, Xiphosura, Limulidae. Bases 156 to 1010 code for a protein of 284 amino acids. Gene Ontology annotation, molecular function: epidermal growth factor receptor binding; receptor ligand activity. The record is from RefSeq and is a predicted model, not a curated record. Gene Ontology annotation, biological process: epidermal growth factor receptor signaling pathway.
UGUAUGUAACAUGAUUUAACCCAGAAUAUUCAGAAUUAUACAUCUUUGCAAAUAUAAUUGUUAGCAAAAGGCCAAAUAAGCUUCCGUUAGGCUCACUGUGUCAAAUUUAAUACUGUUGUUAUUGUUGGAUUCCACGUGCUACUACUCUUGUCGUCAUGUCUUAUAUUUCCACCACGUGCUAUAAUCUUUCUCACGAGCAAAUAACUUACCGUAUCAACUUUGACAGCGAGAACUCUAACCGGUAUUGCAGAAAAAGCAUGACUCAUUGCUUUGAUAAUAGACUAGUGGACAGCAGUAGCAAAUGUUUACAGAAGUCUAGGAUAUUAUCGCGGAAAUGUUAUCAUCAAUCUUGUGUUAUUUUAAAUGCAGAACAGGGGUGGUGUCACAAACUACGUUAUCGUGCUUCCAGUUCUUUGCAUUCUCUUUUAACAGUGGUUGUAGUGGCGUCUUUAGUCUUCAGGAUAGCCGAGGCUUGUUCGUCCAGGUCAACGCCUAAGCCCAGAGCUCCCUUGCCUACCACUUCAAGACCAAACAUCACUUUCCAGACGUACACAUGUCCUGAGGCUUAUGCUAAGUGGUACUGUCUUAACGGAGCUACCUGUUUUUCUGUGAAAAUAGGGGAAUCAAUUCUUUACAAUUGCGAGUGCGCAGAUGGCUAUAUGGGACAGAGAUGUGAAUUCAAAGACUUAGAUGGGUCCUAUAGUAUUAAAGAGCGAGAAAUUAUAAGGAAAACAGCAAGCAUUGCAGGCAGUCUAGGGUUUGCGAUCACCGCCGUCAUCACUUGUGUCGUGUUCUUUAUUUGUUUAAGGCGGCAGAAGAGGAAGAAAGUGGAAAAGCGCACACUCAGGGCGCUAAUUAUUCCUGUUUUACAUCAGGCUGUGCCACAGUACAUCAGUUCUGAUAAUAUAGAUGUGAGUCAUCAUCUUUGCACUUGUCCAGCAAAUGUAUUUCUGGUAGUGUCCAGAAAGUUGCCACCAACAUUUGAAGAUAACAAAGUUCCACAGGGGUGAAAACAAAAUAUAUAACUUAUGUAAACCAACUGGUUACCUUUUUAGACCUCAAAGCA